This is a messenger RNA of Cephus cinctus (wheat stem sawfly), 2322 nucleotides long. RefSeq names its product actin-related protein 2 (gene Arp2). The record is from RefSeq and is a predicted model, not a curated record. Gene Ontology annotation, biological process: Arp2/3 complex-mediated actin nucleation. The transcript is spliced from 7 exons. The coding region runs from base 357 to 1529 and encodes 390 amino acids. NCBI's taxonomy places the organism in Eukaryota, Metazoa, Arthropoda, Insecta, Hymenoptera, Cephidae. Gene Ontology annotation, cellular component: Arp2/3 protein complex; actin cortical patch. Gene Ontology annotation, molecular function: actin filament binding.
AUUCAUUUUCACUCAUCGCUGGUGGUAGCCGUACGCUGUGCUUGACAGAUUCAGACUGAUUAAAUAAAUCUAUGGGAGGGUUGCCACUUUCAUUGACUUAUCGACCAAUUUCUUUCUUGCCUGUAAAGUCUCUUUUUUUCAGUUUUAAUUGUCCUGUGUGUUGAUAACGUAAUUUGAUGUAACUCACAAAUGAACGUAACUUGUCUUCUGUCAAGGAAAAUCAUUCACAUUGGAGACUUACACCGGUGACGCCCUUUUACUCAUAAGAAUACGAAGGCAAUUAGUCAGAUCGUGUGUGACGUGAUACUGAUAGGGUUGUGAAGAAAAGUCACAUUUUUUAAGUACCCAGCUUAAAAAUGGAUAGCAAGGGUCGGAAGGUCAUCGUAUGUGACAAUGGAACAGGGUUUGUCAAAUGUGGAUAUGCUGGAGCAAACUUUCCAGAGUAUAUUUUCCCAUCAAUUGUUGGCAGACCUAUUAUCAGAGCUGUUAAUAAGAUUGGAGACAUCGAUGUGAAGGAUCUAAUGGUUGGGGAUGAAGCGAGUAAACUUCGUUCCAUGUUGGAAAUUAGUUACCCAAUGCAAAAUGGAAUCGUUAGGAACUGGGAGGAUAUGUGCCAUGUGUGGGACUAUACAUUUGGAAAGGAAAAGAUGAAUAUCACACCUAGAGAGUGCAAAAUUCUUCUUACGGAACCUCCAAUGAAUCCAACAACGAAUCGAGAAAAAAUGAUCGAGGUGAUGUUCGAGAAAUAUGGUUUCGCUGGAACUUAUAUAGCCAUUCAGGCAGUCCUUACCCUGUACGCUCAAGGUUUAAUCAGCGGGGUCGUCGUAGACUCAGGCGAUGGUGUAACCCACAUCUGUCCAGUAUAUGGGGAGUAUGCUCUAACGCAUCUUACACGAAGAUUGGAUAUCGCAGGCCGUGAUAUUACCAUGUAUCUUAUCAAGCUUCUUUUACUACGUGGCUAUGCCUUUAAUCAUUCAGCAGAUUUCGAGACUGUGCGAAUGCUUAAAGAAAAAUUGUGCUACAUAGGAUAUAAUAUUGAAACGGAAGAGAAGUUGGCACGAGAGACCACCGUUUUGGUAGAGUCCUAUACUCUUCCUGACGGCCGAGUUAUAAAAGUUGGUGGGGAAAGAUUUGCUGCACCAGAAGCACUGUUUCAGCCACAUUUAAUUAAUAUAGAAGCGCAGGGAAUAGCUGAAUUAGUAUUCAGUACAAUUCAGGCUGCUGACAUUGAUAUGAGAGGCGAAUUGUAUAAGCACAUAGUAUUGAGUGGCGGUAGCACAAUGUAUCCUGGACUUCCAUCUCGAUUAGAGCGUGAAAUAAAACAGCUGUAUCUCCAGAGAGUACUUAAAAACGACACGACUAAGUUAGGGAAAUUCAAAAUAAAAAUUGAAGACUCACCACGGCGUAAGGACAUGGUGUUUAUGGGAGGUGCAGUGCUAGCUGAGAUCACUAAGGAUAGAGACUCAUUCUGGAUCACUCGUGAGGAAUAUGAAGAAAAUGGUCUCAAUGUGUUGAAGAAAUUACGUUAGAAUCACCAGGGGAAUUAACAUGGAUAAAGAAUAAUGUAAGAGACUAUAUGCUGAAUAGAAUUAGUGAUCAGUGUUGCUUACAAAUGAUACAUGCAACAAGCGCUAUUCACACGAAAUCGUGCGCGCGGGUAUCACGAAAGUGCAUUCAAAAAUUCUAUAAUGAACUUCGUUGAUGAUAGAAUAAAGUCAUAUUUUAUUCCGUUUUUAGGCAAAUAUAUGUUCGAAUUUUUAUAUAAUAGUGUAAAUACUGAUUUGAAUGUAUCACAUAGAAAUGAACAAUCGUAGUCGUAAUGGACCGUAUGAUAUCCAGGAUUCGCAUUAACUGUCUUUGCCGAUACAAUUUUAUUUACGGUUAGAAAGUGAUAAAAUAUUGAUUGAAGAUUAAGGCUAUUGUUAUGACGUGAAAAUGAAUGAGUACUCUUGUUCUUUUUGUUUUUAAUUCGAAAACGGUGUUCUCUUUCUACAGCAAGUCUUUAAUUAACAUUAUUACAGUUGGAGUAUUAAUAAUCCGUUAAAUGUAUUUUAUCUAAUAUUAGCCAUUGUCACCUGUACAUCAUCAGAUUUUUUAUACCUACUUAAUGAAUGAAGGGGAGAACGAGAGUAUAAGAAAAGGGUGCAUUUAAAAUACGAAAAUUCUAGGCCCAAAUGAUGAACGUUCCCAGUAAUUUAAAUGAAGUUCUGGUUACAAUUUACAAUAAAGUGUUAUUAAGCUAUUUUACAGCUGUAUAUAGCCUAGGACAAUUUUGUAUUUUUAAUUUUAAGGUCGAAAAAAUAAAUUUAAUUCUUAAUACAA